AUGGCUCUAGCUGAAGAUGCCGCCUCCGUGCUAGAGCUCUUCAUUCACGAUGUGGCCAAUCUACCGGCAGAAAUAACCCAUUUGUAUGAAGAAAUGCAGGCAAAGGAGCAGCAGAUCCAAGCAUGCAAUAACAUCAUCGACGCUCGCGACGGCAGUCUGCAAAAAUUCGUGAAGCUCAACGGCAGCUUGGUCAAGAAUCCCAAGGAGGAGCCGUACAACAAGUUGAUCUUACAGAACUACGAGAAAGCCCAGACGCUUCAGGAUGAAAAGGUCCAUCUGGCGGAGAAGGCGGCUCAGCUGCUGGAUCGUCACGUCAAGCGGCUGGAUAUCAAGAUACGCGAUCUGACCAACGAUGGAUCCAUACCGCAUGAUCCCCAGCUCCCGUCGCUCUUGCGCGACUCGCCGGGGAACCUGGUUGCACCCACGUCUUCGACAGCCACAGGGACAAGCACGCCUUUGAAUCCGCUCUCUAUUAACGCCCAUGCAGGAUCACAGCAAAUAGCCAAUGCUGCCAUUGCGCGCCUGGCAAGUGCCGCCGGGCAGACGCGGAGUUUGAGUUCUCCUGCAAUGGGUGGCUCGGGUUCGACGAUUCUAAAUCAGACGCACAUGUCCAACGCGUCGGCAAUAGCCGCCAUGUCGGCCAACAACAGACAACGCGAAAUGUCGGUUGGCAGCGACAGCAAACGCCGCCGUCUCAACGCAUCGCUCGGCUCGCUCCCCUCGGCGAGCUCGUCCCUAGCCAGGCAGUCGUCGAUAGGGCCUGGGACGCCCAAGGCGGGGACGCCUGUCGGCAGCCGGGCGGGCAGCCUGGGGCCGCGGCCAAGCACGAAGAAAAACACAAAGACGGUGCUGCCGGGCAAGGCGAACAGGAAGAAGAUUGGCAAGGCUGGCAUGUCGAAGAAGUCGGCGCGCAGGCUCAUGGGUGGAUCGCGGGCAUCGCCGUCGACAACGGGCGAUGAUGAGAGCAUGCUCAGCGACGCAGAGGUGUCGGACGAGGACGCAUCGGCGCUGGGGCACGACGGAGCCGCAGACGACGACCCGAUGGAUCUGGAGGAGGACGCGGACGACACGCAGUACUGCAUCUGCGAACGCGUCAGCUUCGGGGACAUGGUGGCGUGUGACAACCCCAAGUGCGAGAUCCAGUGGUUCCACUGGGAGUGCGUGGGGCUGACGCAGGAGCCCAAGGGCGAAUGGCUAUGCCCCAUCUGCGACCCGAACUCCAAGUACGACAAGAAGAAGAAGAAGCUGCGCUAA
This is a messenger RNA of Diplodia corticola, 1254 nucleotides long. Its product is annotated as phd finger domain protein. Gene Ontology annotation, biological process: regulation of DNA-templated transcription. The transcript is spliced from 3 exons. Bases 1 to 1254 code for a protein of 417 amino acids. The record is from RefSeq and is a predicted model, not a curated record. Gene Ontology annotation, cellular component: Rpd3L-Expanded complex; Rpd3L complex; nucleus. Lineage: Eukaryota; Fungi; Ascomycota; Dothideomycetes; Botryosphaeriales; Botryosphaeriaceae.